GAAUCCCAUUAUCGUCCAUUCCAAGAGAGAAGCAACUAAGUGCAGUACAUUAUGGAAUUCAGAAAUUGCAGAUUCAAUUCAACGGUUGAGUGUUGAUUCAUUGUACUUGUACUAGCAGCAGCAAUUUGUUUCGUGAACACUUGCAGCUUCGGUUUCUUAAUUCAUCUUCGCUAGGGUUUUUGAAGUUGACGAUGGCUUCCCCUCCUCAUUUCGACGACGACUUUGAUUUUGGAGGCGGUUUUAGCGGAACGCAAUCAGGUAAUAAGAGGCCAUCUCCCGACUAUGACGAGGAUGAAUAUGAAAAUGAUCCUUUUGGACACAAGAAGGCCAAAUCAAAAGCUGAAGAAGCGGCUUCUGGUGUGACCACAGGAAUGAUUUUGUCUCUUCGUGAAAGUCUUCAGAACUGUAAGGACAUGCUUGCUACAUGCCAAAAUGAACUUGAGGCUGCAAAAUCUGAGAUUCAGAAGUGGCAUUCUUCAUUUCAAAAUGAACCUUUUAUAUCUGCUGGGACCACUCCAGCACCGAAAUCGGUGAUUAAUUAUCUUCAAGCUCUGAAAUCAUCUGAAGAGUCUUUAAGAGAGCAGCUUGAAAAAGCAAAGAAAAAGGAAGCUGCAUUCAUUGUCACAUUUGCCAAACGGGAACAAGAGAUAGCAGAGUUGAAGUCUGCUGUACGGGACCUGAAAUCUCAAUUCAACCCAGCUUCUAUGCAGGCUAGGAGGUUGUUACUAGAUCCAGCAGUUCAUGAAGAGUUCACACGAUUGAAGAAUUUAGUUGAAGAAAAGGAUAAAAAAGUAAAGGAGUUGCAAGAUAACAUUGCUGCUGUAAACUUUACUCCCCAAAGCAAGAUGGGGAAGAUGCUGAUGGCUAAAUGUAGAACCCUACAGGAGGAAAAUGAGGAGAUUGGGAAUCAAGCUUCUGAGGGCAAGAUGCACGAAUUAGCAAUGAAACUUUCAGUGCAGAAAUACCAAAAUGCAGAACUCAGAUGUCAAUUUGAAGGGUUGCAAAAGCAUAUGGAUGGUUUGACAAAUGAUGUGGAUAGAUCCAAUGAAAUGGUGUUAAUGUUGCAAGAUAAAUUAGAAGAGAAGGAUCAGGAGAUCCAAAGACUAAAAGAUGAAUUACAACCAAAAAGCCUCGUCGUGGAGGACGAGAAAACAGAUCCAGCAUCUAAUAGGAAUUAUGAUGAAACGAUACCUACUGAAGCCGCUAAGUAGUAUAACUUUAGACUUGAGAAGUUUGAGUAAAAUAGUCAAAUUUGUCCAUGAAAAGAAUGACGGGGAUGUUUUGAUCUCUAAAAGGAAAAUGAUCAUUUCAAUCUUCAUCCCUCAAGCUUGUAAACAUAGAGCACUUUAGUCCUUUCAUCCAAUAGAUGAGUUUUGGGGGAUCGAAUCAGGUAAAGUGAAUAUUUUUAGGAAUAAGUUGUGUUUAUUCUAAAAGUUUUUGUACCGUCAA
Molecule: messenger RNA, 1449 nt
Organism: Glycine soja
Lineage: Eukaryota; Viridiplantae; Streptophyta; Magnoliopsida; Fabales; Fabaceae
Product: FKBP12-interacting protein of 37 kDa-like
Exons: 14
Coding region: 192-1211 (339 amino acids)
Biological process (GO): regulation of alternative mRNA splicing, via spliceosome
Cellular component (GO): nucleus
Source: RefSeq, a predicted model, not a curated record